This is a messenger RNA of Pocillopora damicornis (cauliflower coral), 1002 nucleotides long. RefSeq names its product 5-hydroxytryptamine receptor 6. Gene Ontology annotation, molecular function: G protein-coupled receptor activity. Gene Ontology annotation, cellular component: membrane. Gene Ontology annotation, biological process: G protein-coupled receptor signaling pathway. NCBI's taxonomy places the organism in Eukaryota, Metazoa, Cnidaria, Anthozoa, Scleractinia, Pocilloporidae. The record is from RefSeq and is a predicted model, not a curated record.
AUGAGUACUAGUUAUUUGCUAAGCGAAGUAUCUCUGCCCGAUGUGGUCUAUUGGCCCUUAAAGUCCGUCAUAGCAUUGGUAGCUGUUCUUGGCAAUGGAGUGGUUAUGUGGUUGAUCUGUACGAGAAGGCGUUUGCACUGUACAGCAAACUGGUUUGUUCUAUCAUUAGCUUCAGCGGACUUUUGUACCGGCUUGAUUGUUACACCAUCAGAGCUUUUUUGUCUUUGGAAAGCACAAAUGUGUAUCUGGCCACUUAAAGUGCGCGCGUCGUUCUAUAACUAUCCAAUCAACGUAUCGAUAUACUGCCUCUGCGUGCUGACAUUUGACCGUUAUUUCUACGUGCUUAGGCCCUUACAAUAUACCAGAUGCAUGACCUCGAAACUAAUCGUAGGUCUUAUUUCCACGUCAUGGAUGUUUCCAGGAAUUUUAAACUUUGGCUCUCUUCUCUGGCUUGAAGCUCCAAAUCACAUUCAAGAAGAAGCUGAUAAAGUUCAUAUCUUAACACUAAUAUUUCUUGUCUCUUUUCUUCCGUCUAUCUUUCUGGUUUAUUCGUACACUCGGAUACUUUUUGCAGCUAUGAAACAGCGACGACUAUCGGCCGAGCACAUCACUCAGUUGAGAUUUAAUGAAGGGAAUGCAGCCGAAAGUCGGCGAAAUCAAUCGCGUAGACGGCGCGAACGUUCCUCGACAGUCAAAGUGCUCGGUGCUGUCAUAGCCUUUUUUGUACUUUGUUGGAUCCCCUCUGUGUGUCGUGCAGUAUGUGGAACUUUUCAUUUGUGUAAUGUAUCUGAAGCCCUGGUCAAGUCCUCGCGGCUUCUUAUUUUGUUGAAUUCGGGAAUAAACUUCGUUGUUUAUGCUUUUCUGAAAAAGGAUAUCCGGAAAGAACUGUACUACGCGUGCAAAAGGCCAGCAAGAAGAUCGAAGGAAAACAUCUUGCUAGUAGAGCGAUCGUCUAGAGCCAGCAGUGAGUCGAAUCGUAACUCGAUAAGAGUGGUGCGAUGA